Molecule: messenger RNA, 1788 nt
Organism: Camelina sativa (false flax)
Lineage: Eukaryota; Viridiplantae; Streptophyta; Magnoliopsida; Brassicales; Brassicaceae
Source: RefSeq, a predicted model, not a curated record
CCUGAGCUGAGGAAUCUAUUUACCAUUGACUGAAGAAGAUUCUUCAAAUACACACACAACGAAGAAGACGAAGAAGAAGAAGAAGAAGAAGAAGAAGAAGAAGAACAAUGUUCUUGAUCAGAAACCUAACACGAGUCUCACCGACGACAUCAUCGAUCGUGACCAGAUUCAGAAACUCCGGAUCAUCAUCAUCACCAUACACACUCGCUUCCCGUUUCUGCACAGCUCAAGAGACUCAGAUUCAAUCUCCGGCAUCUUCAAAUGGUGUGGAUCGGAGUCAAUACGAAGGUUUAAGACCGACGAGAGAAGGAGAGAAACCUAGAGUUGUGGUUCUCGGUUCGGGUUGGGCGGGUUGUAGGUUGAUGAAAGGGAUCGAUACGAGUCUCUACGACGUCGUUUGCGUUUCUCCGAGGAACCACAUGGUCUUCACUCCUCUUCUCGCUUCUACUUGUGUUGGUACUCUCGAGUUCAGGUCCGUCGCUGAGCCUAUCACUAGUAUUCAACCUGCGAUUUCUAGAGAGCCUGGUUCUUACUUCUUCCUUGCUAAUUGCUCUCGUCUUGAUGCUGAUGCUCAUGAGGUUCAUUGUGAGACUUUACCUGAUGGGUUGGACACGUUAAAGCCAAGGAAGUUCAAGAUUGCUUACGACAAGCUUGUAGUAGCAAGUGGUGCAGAGGCAUCCACGUUUGGGAUCCAUGGUGUCAUGGAAAACGCGAUUUUCCUCCGUGAAGUUCACCAUGCUCAGGAGAUUCGGAGGAAGCUUCUUUUGAACCUGAUGCUCUCGGAUACUCCUUGUUUACCGAAAGAGGAGAAACAGAGGUUGUUACAUUGCGUUGUGGUUGGAGGUGGACCAACCGGGGUUGAGUUUAGUGGUGAACUGAGUGACUUUAUUAAGAAAGAUGUUCGUCAACGAUAUUCUCAUGUGAAGGACGACAUUCAUGUUACUUUGAUAGAGGCCAGGGAUAUACUUUCGUCGUUUGAUGAUCGUCUCAGACGUUAUGCUAUCAAGCAGUUGAACAAGUCUGGAGUGCGGUUUGUGCGUGGGAUUGUGAAAGAUGUGAUGCCUCAGAAGCUAAUACUUGACGAUGGCACAGAAGUUCCCUACGGACUCUUAGUGUGGUCCACUGGUGUUGGUCCAUCUCCUUUUGUGAGGUCCCUUGGUCUUCCAAAAGAUCCUGGUGGAAGGUUAGUUCAUCAAGAUCACUCCAUUAGACCCUUUUUUGCUAUUUUUUUUUGCAUCUCAUCUCUUAUACCUUUCGUUCUAUGUUACUGGCCAAUUAAGGUAGCUGAGAGAGAAGGCAAAUACUUGGCGAAUCUACUAAAUGAGAUUGCGAAAGCUAAUGGAGGACGAGCCAACAGCGCAAAGGAGAUAGAACUUGGAGUUCCCUUUGUGUAUAAGCAUCUUGGAAGCAUGGCUACCAUCGGUAGAUACAAAGCCCUAGUCGACCUCCGUGAGAGCAAGGACGCAAAAGGGAUAUCAAUGACUGGUUUCGUGAGCUGGUUCAUAUGGAGAUCAGCCUAUCUGACUCGAGUCAUCAGUUGGAGAAACCGCUUCUAUGUCGCCAUCAAUUGGUUCACAACUUUCGUCUUUGGUCGUGACAUUAGCCGUAUCUGAUCUGUGUCCAAAGUGUUUCAUCUCGGCCUACUGUUAGCGAAGUUGUUUUGUACAGAAACAUACAUCAAUAACAAGCUCCAGCUGAAGAGAAGAUUUUAAACUUUUUUUUUUUUGUGUGUGUGUGUGGUUCAGUGGUUGAUGUGAGUAAUAACUUUUUUUUUUUGUUCUUUUGAAU